Zootermopsis nevadensis is the source of this 6805-nucleotide messenger RNA. RefSeq names its product Spermidine Synthase (gene SpdS). The record is from RefSeq and is a predicted model, not a curated record. Gene Ontology annotation, biological process: spermidine biosynthetic process. Gene Ontology annotation, cellular component: cytosol. Gene Ontology annotation, molecular function: spermidine synthase activity. Lineage: Eukaryota; Metazoa; Arthropoda; Insecta; Blattodea; Termopsidae.
AGGAAAACAAUGGAAAUUGGGAAAAGAAUGGGAGCCGCUGAGAUGGGAUUGCGAAGCGAACCCAAGGGUUGGGGGAAUGACUGAUUGUACAUCUGUGAUAGUUUAUGUUCUUUGGCAGAACCAGCUGGGAAACAGCUGUGUGCGUUUACACGUGGCAAAGCCCAAGUAAUGAAUGGUAUGAAGGAAGGAUGGUUCAGUGAGCUGAGCUCCUUAUGGCCUGGAAUAAGCCUCUCCCUGGAAGUCAAUGAGGUUUUACAUUCCGAAAAGUCGGAUUUUCAGGACAUUCUCGUACUGCAAACAAAAUCUCAUGGCCGAGCACUGAUAUUGGAUGGAAUUAUUCAGUGCACUGAAUCAGAUGAGUUUGCUUAUCAGGAAAUGAUAUCUUUUCUGCCACUCUGCAGUCAUCCCUUACCAAAAAAGGUGCUGAUAGUAGGUGGUGGUGAUGGAGGAGUGGCAAGGGAGGUGGCCAAGCAUCCUGGUGUAGAAAGCAUUGUGCAGGUAGAGAUUGACUCUCAUGUUCUUGAAGUAUCCAAGAAGUUCCUGCCAUUCAUGGGUACAGGGUUGACGAAUCCGAAGCUUACACUUCAUGUUGGCGAUGGAUUUCGAUUCAUGGCACAACAUCGGCAAGAGUUUGAUGUCAUUAUCACAGACUCUUCAGAUCCUGUAGGACCAGCUGUGUCUUUAUUCCAGCAGAGUUAUUUUGAGUUGAUGCGUGGAGCUCUGAAACCUGGUGGAAUUGUUUGCUCUCAGGCUGGAACAGUAUGGGCUAACAUAGACAUUGUAGCACAGACAUUUCAGCACUGUCAUCUCACAUUUAGAAAAGCAUCAUUUGCCUGUGCUGCUGUUCCCACAUAUCCCACAGGACAGAUAGGGUUUGUGCUUGGAAGUCUCAGCCCGGAAACCAAUUUUAAGGAGCCACUACGGAUAUUCUCAGAGACAGAGUUAGAUUCAUUUAAUCUGCAUUACUACUCUGCUGAAGUACACAGAGCUGCAUUUGUCCUGCCUCGAUUUGCCAAAAAGGCCCUGGAUGAGAUUAUCAAUAGUGUUACUGAUGAGGUGAACACUGGUGACCGCUAAACAAUCACAGUAUUAACAUUUGACUAAAAAAAUACAUACAGUCCUUUCAUAUUGUGAACAGUUUUAUAAUUCUUAUACAGAGGGUGAAGUACCCUGGCAAUAUUUUAGAGCAAUUCAAACUUUCUUACAGUCUGUAUGAUUGAUUGGUGUCAUUUCUGUGGCAACUAAGUAGGGCCAGGUUGAGUAUGUAAACUUUUCCAUUCUUUAAUACAGCCAAGCAAAAAUGUAUUUAAUUUUACUUCAUGUCAUUCUACAACAUGAAUGUUAUAAGUUAUCAACUACUGACAUAUAGGGAUAGAAAUUCAUAUGUUAAAUUCGUCCAGAUUUUGAGAUCAGUCCGUUACUAGAAUUAUUGUAAUAUCCAAAAUUUACUAAUGUUAACUACUACAGAACUGGUUGAAACUAGCUACCUUCCUCCAUUAUAACAGAAGAAUCUCUUCCUUCUGCAAGGUUUGAGAUGACGUACUUCAGAUUUUCAUGAGCAGAUGGCACCUGAACAAAAAACUGCCUUGUUAAAAAUGUUGUGUUUAUAUGCACAUGGGUUACAGUCUGAAAACUGGUGUACAACCUAGAUGAAGGAGAGGUUUUUUUUUGCUGAUGGAGCACUGUAAAUGCAUGAAUAUGCCCUUUUGUAGAACACUUGACUUCAUUUAUUUAGCCAGUAGUUCAUAGGACCGUGGUGCAGCCAGAAGUUAAAGGAAUUGAGGUGUGUUACUUAUUUGAUGAAUAAACCAUUUUAUAAUGUUUGAGGCUUACACAAUGAAUUGUCAAAAAAAGAAAAAUGUGGAUAACUUCCACAGCUAAGUACACUGCAUUAUAUUUAAGCUAAUUUAAAAACUCAGGAGAUUCAUUAUAAAAGAAAGUAUGUAUUUAUUAAGUGAACUAUAAAUAUGACACAAAUUAUAUAUGACUAGAAGCUAUCGCGGUGACUAACAGUGAUAAAAUCCUCUCGGGCGACCAGCUGUGUCAGCUCAGAACCGAAGUCCGACGGUAGAGAGACUGUUGCCAUCAUCAGGGAAUGUGAUGGGUAACCACAGUUGAUUGUAUAUAUAUAAUCGGUGCCCCUUCAUGUACGGUCAAUGGCCGGUGAGGAAAGGGAAGCAGAGUCAAGUGGAACCCAUCUCGAAACAUUCGCUCAGAGUCACUCUACCUAGAACUUAUGGUCAAAACAACCCAACCAGCGUUGUCUUAGGGGGAGAAACAAAAGAAGAAGAAAAAAGAAAUGACAAAAGGAACCAGUCUUUCAUCCUUUGCCGGUCGAAAGAUUUUGUCAUCUGCAACGACGGUCACCCCUCUGGCAUUGUCUCGCCUCUGUGUCACUUAACCAAACCAGAGCAAGAAUGGGAGAGGGUCCACCCAAAUUUUACUUGGUUGGAACCUCUCCCGUAUUUUGCUCUGUCUCAAUGUUGCUCAACCCGGCCACGGACCUCUCUGACCUUGUCCUGUCCGAGUGUUGCUUAACCAUCUGCGUCUCCUGGAAGAUGCUGAUGACGGUGCCAUACCUGGCUCUGCAUAAAUCCAUUGUCUCCGUUGAAAUUAUUUGAGUGUAGUCAUAUUUUAGUUGCCUCCUUUACCAGUCGAUCCACUGUGACCUCCUCCAAGCUAAUUUUAUGUUUUGUUUCGAUGCUGUGUUCUGCUAUCACCGAUUUGUUGGGUUGAUGGAGUUAUAUGUAAUGUGCAUGUUAUUUGCACUUGGCUGUUAAUGGUGUGCCCCGUCUGGCCCAUAUACACUCCCAUUGGAUCAGGUACAUACCUGCCACACAAACUCUGAGGUAAUCUUUCACCGACCUUAGCUUGUUGUUUUACUUAACCAGUCGGUGUAUGUCCUAAUAUUAUACUUGGCCAGUAACCUGCUAAUCUUUCCGGAUAUUCACUGCAUGUAUGGUAUUAUGGCCAUGUCAGCUGGAUCACUUUCCUGAGUCCUGGGUUUCUUCUUUGUUUAAAGGGAGAGGUGUAUCUCUGUUGCACUGUAGCCAUUUUGUUGGAACUUUUCUUUACGUGUCAGAUUUAUCCUUCUAAGUUGUCAGAGUCGCAGAUGGUCCUAGCCCAGCCAAUGAGUGUAGAUAAGAUGGCAAUUUUUUUGUACUAGAUGAUUAUCCGUGUGGGUUGAUUUCCUGUAUACUGUGCGGCCUUUUCACUAACACUUCCAGAAAGGGCAGUGUAUUAUCCUCGGUAUCCAUCGUGAAUUUGAUGUUGGAAUAACAGAAAUCUCUGGAGUUCAUGUUCCCCAUGCGGCCAUACCACUAGCAUAUCUGAACCAAUGGGUCAGUUUGCACAGAGCAGUUCUUAGUGUUAUCUUUUUGAAAUGUUCCAUAUAUAAGUGUGCCGUUAUUGGAGCAAGCUGUGAACCCACGGCAAAGUCAUCUGUCCGUAAUAUUUCCCUUCAAAAAGAAAGUAUUCUGUAGAUAAAUCCUCUGCAGCUUCUGUAUAAAGGAUGCGAAACUUUUUUAUGUGGUGUUCCAUAAGUCCCACAAGGGGACUAAUCCUGCCAGAUGCUCUCCAGGAGGUAGGUGGAUGAGCCGAUACAAUUCACUACUUUUCUUAGCGGAUUGCUCUCUUUAUGUGUUUUCGAAAGCCCAUAAAGUCUAGGUGGUGCAGAAGCACUGGGGAUGAACUUCUCGGCAGUGUUCUCUGGUAUUUCUAUUUCCUUCCUAUUUAUCAGAUCUUGCUGUUGUAAUUUGUAUAUCGGUUCGUUGAGCAUUGCUUCAAUCUUCUUGCUGUAAUCACUGGUGUUCAUUAUUACCAUGGCGAGCUUUCAUUGGCUAGAAAUAUGGUCAGGUCUUCAUCUUCUGUAAAGGCUAGCAGUGCAUUCUGUUCUGCUUUAGAAGUAUUCUUCUUCUGUGUCUUGCUUUCCUUAAGAUAAGGCAUGUUUCCUGUUGUAUUUCUUCUGCUACCUCCAUAUGUAAACCUAAGAUCGCUUAUUGUGGACGUAGGCAUGAUUUGUGUUCAUGCAGCUUGUUCUGAACUCUCUAGUAACUUUAGCACUGAAUAUGAUUUCACAAGUUUUAGACUUAUGAGUCUGUUUUUAUAGUUUAAGAGGUUUACAACUUUUGGGCCUUACAUUUGUUACCUGGAUUGCUUUUGUAUAUAGAAGGUUCUGAUGUUUCCACUUUCUCACAAAUUUUUCAAACCUUUUUCCUCUUAUGUGAAAUUUGAGAUUUUCAUGGUUGUGAAGUUGAUGAUGAUGUUCUUUUGAGUUUUGACACUGUGUACACUUCUAGGUAGAUGCCAGCUUUCUGGAGAAACUUGCUGUCUCCAUCUUCAGGGAUGAAGUGCCAAUGCUAGCAAUCAGCCAAAAAGCUAACUACGAAGUGCAAGACAUUGUCCCAUGCUAGGUUAAACCAUUUAUGGGUAUGAAAUGCAUAGCUGGAAUUAGAAAACAGUGCCUUAUAAAUGAUAACUGGGGGUUUGUUGUCUUGGGUGAAGUUUUGACAUGUUCAGACUAAAGACAGUGGAAGGCUUUAUGCAGAGUCAGAGGAAGGGGAAGGUUGAGGGAAUGGGCCAGUCUGAUAUAAGGAAGGAGGGAAAAUGGUCUGAUCCAAUAGGAAAUUUCAAAGUAGGCGAUUGGGUUCUGGGUAGAAAGUGAGAGAGGGAAGAAAUCAGCUCUCUCCAGGGUCAACCAGUGGGUGCUAUGUUCCUUCAGGUUGUGAAUGAGAAGGUUCCAUGCCAUCCUAACUGGCAUCUACCUGCAAGUCUACAUGGUGGCGAAACCCAAAGGAACGUAAUCUUUUCUGAUACUCUGUUCUGGUUUUCUUCUGUAGACUGAACCACUUCUAAGUAAAGAUGCUGUGAAAAGUUUCUACUGACUGUACACACUUUACUGAUGUUACUGCAGGUAAUGACAUGUGAUCACAACUGGGCCAACACAAAAAAUCAAAAAGCCUGAUUUCUGAAAAUAAAUGAUGCCACAAAUGUAAGUCAUUAACUAAGCUAAACUAUUUGAAGCAGAAUGACAAAUUUUCUGUUGACAAAAAUGCAUUGUAGAUUUUUACAAGACAAAAAUACCACAUUUUCUACCACAAAAUGGAUCUGUGACCUAUAUAUUUAUACAUUACAGUAUGCUGAUUUAUGAUCUGGCAAUGUGCAUUAUAAAUGUUAGCAUAGGAGUGGAGAAAAAUGUCCUCACUCUUAUAGUAAUCAUGUGUGUUUCAAACUGCAAUUUUAAUUUCAACUGGGGAGCUCAGAGAAGUAAAUUAUAAAUUAUGUCAGACAUGUACAUGCCAGGAACUAUUAAAGAUUAAUUUUCUAAGCAAAAUCUGAAAUAUUGUAGGGGCCGUCAGAUCUUUUGAGGUAAUUGUUUACAGGAUAUAAAAUAAGCUAAUAUAAACUUUUGUCACUGCCUUGCUUUGUGUUUAAUACAAAAAGUCAAUGACAAAGCACUCCUAGUUGUGAAAUUUUAUAUCUCACUCAGUUUGAGACAUGUAAUCAUCAGGUUUAUUUAUGAGCUGGUAAGAAAUCCACCAGCUUUUAGUGUGUGUGUGAGGCACAUUGUAGUCAUGUUUGCAUUAUGUGCCUGUGUGUGCUCUAAAACAUAUUAACCCUUGGCAUACAAAACAAAAGAGAGUGCCUAAGGAAAUGUGGAGUAACUCUCAAAAGAUUUAUGUGACUUUUAAAAGCCCUGUUUGUAGCCCUGCAGAUGGCAUUCAUUUCAACCCAUGUAUGGAGCAGCAUUCGUGCUGUAAUCAUCACUACAGUUGCAGUGAUCUUGUAGAUGUCUGAAAUCAUGAAUUUUUAGCAAAACAGAUUUCUUAUGAACUUAAAAUAAUUGACAACCUUGUAUUCAUAUGCCUCAAAUUGAAAGAAAUAAUUAUUAAAACUAGGGAGUUCUUUUUCAGUGAACCUGUGUUUCAUCAUUCAGAGGGUACUUUUUUACUCAUGAAAGUGAUCUGUAUGAGUGCAAUCCUAAAAAUUAUGAACAUUGUUGGUUACAAGAGAUCAAAAGUUUGUGUAUACAUUAUAAUAGACAUGAGCCACGUUAAACUGUACAUAACUAUCUUAAUUGACACAUGAUACCAGUCAUAAAGGAUAGAGGUUUUGGUAUAUCUGUUCUGAUACCUGUUGUACAGUACAAAUUUCCUACGGCUUCUAAUAGGGAUAGUGAUCACUCCUCUGUAUGCAAAAUCAUGAACAAAAAAAGCUUGUAAUGAAUGAAGGAUUCUAUAUGAAAUUUGUAAGCAGUAGCUGUAACAGCUGUCAAAUUUGCCUGAUUGUAAUGUGGGGCAUUUGUACAUUUAUUUUCGGUUCAAUUAUAAGUUGUCUGAAAGGCAAAUGAAAAAUGUAUAGAGAGUAAAUGUGAUCUUUUAUUCAGUAAUGUUUAGGAAAUUAGUUUUCAGGAGCUGUUUUGGAUUUGCUUGUUGACUUGUAUAUUUAUAUUUGUUACUUUUCAUAUUAUAGAUACAAAUCUUUAAAAGUAUUCACCCUAGAACAAUCUGUAAGAUAACAACCCUCUUUGACAGUAAAACAUUGUAAUCAAAUUAACUUCAUUGCUUCUCAAGAUAAAAUACAGUAAUUUUUAUGUGGACUCUUUAACUGCAAGUCCAUCCACAUCUUUCAGCAUAAUAUCACAUGAAUGUCAGAGUCUGGCUUUGUUUCCCACUACAGUCCAUUGAACCAUGUUUUUCUUUUCUUUUUUUCCUCUAAUGCAUUUCUUCACUGUUUUUUUAAUUGAAAGUCUUUGCUGCACUGUAAUUUGAACCAAUGCAAACUUUAAUAAAUUUUCUAUCUUUAA